GCUUCCGCUUACGGCGCUGCGUUUUGUGAGUGGUUACUGGACAUCUGAAGGCUGCUAAGUCGCUGAAGUGUGCAAAUAUGAAUCCUGUCUUGAGAGAGAUGCCGAGACAAGCGCUGUUCCUCUGCAGCCGAGGAAGAAGAAGCUGCUUUCGUCUUCCACGGGCUCCCGCGUGUCCCCGGCUUCCGGUGUGGGGAGGCGUGGCGCGGACACAAGAAAGGCAAUACAGAGGUUCUCCGACCGAAGGCAUUGGGAGGUGGCGCCAUCUCUUACCCAGAGAAGCGCCAAAGAAAAAGAAAGACAAGCAUCAGAUGCAGAGCAUCGCGGCCGCCACGGACACGGCGUACGGGACCCUCAACGUCAACGUGUCGGGCUACGACAUGACGGCGGUGGAGCACUUCGCCCAGUACGUCCACAACCUGUGCACCCGGCUGGGCGUCAGCGUGGCGGAGAGCUACUCGCUGCCCACCGUAAGCGCCGAGCUGAUGCUGACGCAGGAGAGCGGCACCAAGAUGUACGUCGACUCGCUUUUGAAGACCCACAGACGUGUCAUUCAGUUUUCAAAUCUCGAAAAAAAACCAAACUCCCAAGUCUCAGUGCGCCACCGUACAAGCGGACUGGCCGAAGUGAAAAUUGAGCUCCCACGUGACGAUGCCGCACACACAGCUGCAGAGCCUGAAGGCGUCGCUGUGUCCCAUCUUGAUGGACGUCCUGCUGACGAACCAGCCGGAGGGCGUCGACCUGUCAGCGAAGGAGCACACGGAAGCUGACUUCCUGGCCCGCUUCAAGGCGCGACCCGAGCUGGAGGGUCUCAUGGCUCAGAUGAGUCCAUAGGUUCUGUGUGUAAGAUUGUUGCUUGUUUGUAAAAUUGGUUUUGGCACUGUAUGUUGAGUUGUGUGAAAUAAACAAUUCGAUGCUA
Messenger RNA from Phycodurus eques (leafy seadragon), 916 nucleotides. It is a transcript of the gene mrpl48, whose product is annotated as mitochondrial ribosomal protein L48. The transcript has 7 exons. Gene Ontology annotation, cellular component: mitochondrial ribosome. Bases 78 to 767 code for a protein of 229 amino acids. NCBI's taxonomy places the organism in Eukaryota, Metazoa, Chordata, Actinopteri, Syngnathiformes, Syngnathidae. The record is from RefSeq and is a predicted model, not a curated record.